Messenger RNA from Pseudomassariella vexata, 1921 nucleotides. RefSeq lists its product as uncharacterized. The transcript has a single exon. The record is from RefSeq and is a predicted model, not a curated record. Lineage: Eukaryota; Fungi; Ascomycota; Sordariomycetes; Amphisphaeriales; Pseudomassariaceae. The coding region runs from base 204 to 1805 and encodes 533 amino acids.
UGUUCCACUUUGACAACUGAGGAAUCAAUCUUGGGACCCUUCACGCUGAUUCAUUCUGGCAAUUGUGCGUUGGCAGCAAGUUGUUUUCCACCGCUCAACUUCCACUCACGAUGCCUUCACGUUGCAGGGCCGCGAAACCCCAAACUGCAACACCUCUUCAAUCACCAUUUUCCCAGCAUGAUUAAUUUAUCUGUUGCGUGUUCAUGAAAACAAAAUCAGCCAUGACGCCAGCGGACAAAGCCAUAAUGGCAACUAAGACCGUGCCGAACGACGCAGCCGAGACCUUGCCGGACAAUGCAGUCGAGACCGCGGCCGCGACGGUGACUGGAAGCAAACAAGCCACUCCUUCCAGUUCAGUGUUAUCACCCCUCCCACCAUCGCCAUUGCCGUUGCACGAAACGCCAUGGGGCUGCUUUCCGCCCGCUGUGCCUGAUAGUCGCAUCCUUCACACCCUCAUUUCUAUGCGCAAGAGCUUUAUGGAAGAUACGCUCAGAAACUACAGUGUCCUCGACGGGUUUCAGGGCGAAUUGGACGAAAUCACAUCUAUCGAGCGAGUGGGUCUGGAAAAUUGGCUGCAGUUGAAGCAGAAAGAGCGAUGCGAACUCCGUGCCCGUUUCUCUAACGACCCCGACUUGGUUCAAACACAGAAGGAGCUUCAGGCCUCUGAGGUUCUGGCGUGGAAGGCACCGACCCCGAUUCAGCGACUGAAUGCCAGACAAGACAUACCUCGACUGAAGAGGAAGCUUGCUGAGCAAUGCGAGGAAUUUGACAAGGCCGACGAGCCAAUUCGAGCAGAAAUCACUGGUGUCCUGGUCGCUGCCAUGGGAUUUAAGCGAUGCGAGCUUAAUGCAUACCAGAAGAGCAAAUUCAUUUCUGCCACUGCUCCUGCAACUCGAACUCGAGAAUUGACGUCAGUUGAGAAGAUGUUUGGUGCCCUCAACAUGGACGAUGAUGCUACUCGCUCUCCUACCCCGGAUAACGACCACACCGGUCUGAGUCGACCCUCUUCAGGACACUCAGUGUUUAGAAUGACCCUCGAUGAAUCUACUACCGCAGAGGCGAGAUUCGACUACCACUAUCGCAACAGUUUGAAUGUCAUCAAACGAGCUUCCAAGGAGCACCCCGAGAACCAUUCUGAGAACCAUCCCCAGAACCACCCUGAGGACCAUCCUAAGCAGCAAACAGAGAAGUCAUCCACGCCGUAUCAGAUUCAUAUUCCUGAUUGGUUCCGUGUUCUUGAAGCCCAAGACUGCAUCAUGUCAACUCUGCCCACUGUGGAGGAACGAUACAAAGAGCUGACCAACCAGAUCUAUUUUCUGGAAGAUAAAAUCCGAGCCAAUAAGUACAAAGAGAAGGCGGGGCCUACUAAGGAGUGGCACAACCCCAGUCCAGAUUGGCACUUCGAGGCACGCCACCAGAAGGGAGGCUGGUGGCGAUGCCGAUCUGGCUCUGAUGCCACUGACGCUGAGCGUAAAUGUAAGGUUUGCCAUUAUUCGUCCUCUCCUCGCAAGGCAGAAAAAGAGAACAAGGACGAUCCGGAAGCACAGCUCAAAUACCUCAUGGACCUUAUCGACCAGGCUUCAAAGGAGGUCGCCGAGAAGGACAAGCAGGAAGUCAUUGAGCAAAUGAAGAAGAAGGACCAGGAGAGACUGUUGCCCAAGGUCACUACCAUUGUCAGUAUUGGCAAGGAGCUUGCUGAGGAGGAUGCCAGACGCCAGAAGGCGGACGAGGCUCGACCCGCAAGGAACAUACCUGGACUCGAUGGUUGUCGUCUAAGUGCGGGACUUUCAAGAAGCGUGGAGUGAAAGUGCGAACAAGGAGCAGUCUUGUUCUUCUCAAUGAUUGUUUUAUCUGUAUCAAUACCUGACAUUAGUUCGGUUCAGGACCUUGCGUUGGUUUUUCAUUGGUUACACCACUCAAA